AUGAUAAUGAACAACCAAAGUAUCAUCUCUGAGUUCCUUCUCCAGGGCCUGGCCAUUCCCCCAGAACACCGGGACCUGUUCUAUGUCCUGUUCCUGGCCAUGUACCUCAUCACUGUCCUGGGGAACCUCAUCAUCAUCAUCCUCAUCCUACUGGACUCCCAUCUCCACACACCCAUGUACUUGUUUCUCAGCAACUUGUCCUUCUCUGACCUCAGUUUUUCCACAGUCACAAUGCCCAAAUUGCUCCAGAACAUGCAGAGCCAGGAUCAAUCCAUUUCCUAUGCAGCCUGUGUGACACAAAUAUACUUUUUACUGGUUUUUGCAGCCAUGGAGAGUUUCCUUCUAGUGAUCAUGGCCUAUGACCGCUAUGUAGCCAUCUGUUUCCCCCUUCAUUACACCAACAUCAUGAACCCCAAAAUCUGUAUGUGUCUGGCGGGGCUAUGUUGGGUACUUUCUAUGCUGUAUUCCAUGAUGCACACUCUACUCUUGGGUAGGUUGUCAUUCUGUGAGAACAAUGUGAUCCCUCAGUUUUUCUGUGAAUUGUCUUCCCUUCUCAAGUUGGCUUGUUCUGACAUUUAUAUUAAUGAAUUAAUAAUAUUUAUUAUAGGAGGGCUAAGUACCGUUGGCCCAUUCUUACUCAUCAUUGUGUCCUAUAUACAAAUUGUCUACUCCAUCCUGAAGGUUUCCUCUACUCGGGUUCUCCACAAGGUCUUCUCCACAUGUGGCUCCCACCUGUCUGUGGUCUCACUGUUCUAUGGAACAAUUUUUGGUCUCUACCUUUGUCCAUCAACUAAUAACUCUACUGUGAAAGAGACUGCCAUGGCCAUGAUGUACGCACUGGUGACUCCCAUGUUGAACCCCUUCAUCUACAGCCUGAGGAACAGAGAUAUAAAAGAGGCACUGAUAAGAGUCCUUUGCAAGAAGAAAAUGUCUUUGUAA
Cricetulus griseus (Chinese hamster) is the source of this 939-nucleotide messenger RNA. The record is from RefSeq and is a predicted model, not a curated record. Lineage: Eukaryota; Metazoa; Chordata; Mammalia; Rodentia; Cricetidae.